AUGGUUGCUGGGGAGAGGCACGUGAAGAGGAGGCGGCGUGAGGCGACCACGGCGGGAGGAAUGAAAGUGGCGGUCUUACCGGCAGUUGGUGUCGGGCCCUGGGGCUGCGGGGCUGGAGGCCGUGGGGGCGGCGGGGUAGUGCGGCUGCUCCUGAUCCUCUCCGGCUGCUUGGCCUGCGGCUCAGCUGGAGUUGCAGACGUGGUCAUGCUUCAGGAAUCCAAAGUUUAUAAGUUGGAUCACAGGCAACAGUUCUGUUAUAAAAAUGUGCUUAUCCCAAAGUGGUAUGAUGUGUGGACACGGAUACAGAUCCGAGUAAAUAGUUCCAAACUAGUACGAGUCACCCAGGUGGAGAAUGAAGAGAAACUGAAGGAGUUAGAGCAGUUUAGUAUCUGGAACUUUUUUUCCUCCUUUUUAAAAGAGAAAUUGAAUGACACCUAUGUUAACGUGGGCCUAUACAGCACAAAAACCUGCCUCAAAGUCGAGAUUAUAGAGGAAGACACCCAGUACAAUAUCAUCGUGACCCGGAGAUUUGACCCCAAACUCUUCUUCAUUUUCCUCCUUGGACUUAUGCUAUUUUUUUGUGGAGAUUUGUUGAGCAGAAGCCAAAUCUUCUACUAUUCCACUGGGAUGAGUGUGGGAAUUGCGGCCUCUCUACUAAUUGUCAUUUUCAUACUGUCCAAGUUUAUGCCCAAGAAAAGUCCCAUUUACGUCAUCCUGGUGGGAGGCUGGUCCUUUUCUCUGUACCUCAUUCAGCUAGUUUUAAAAAAUUUACAAGAGAUCUGGAGGUGUUACUGGCAGUAUCUUUUAAGCUAUGUCUUCACAGUUGGAUUCAUGAGUUUUGCAGUCUGUUACAAGUACGGGCCUUUGGAGAAUGAACGAAGUAUCAACCUGCUGACCUGGACCUUGCAGCUGAUGGGCCUAUUUUUCAUGUAUUCCGGUAUCCAGAUACCACACAUUGCCCUGGCCAUUAUCAUCAUUGCACUGUGUACUAAGAACCUGGAGUACCCUAUUCAUUGGCUGUACAUCACCUACAGAAAGAUGUGUAAGGCAACAGAAAAGACUGUCCCCCCUCGUCUCCUGACAGAAGAAGAAUAUCGGAUACAAGGAGAAGUGGAGACCCGAAAGGCUUUAGAGGAGCUUCGAGAAUAUUGUAACAGUCCAGACUGCUCUGCUUGGAAGACUGUUUCUCGAAUCCAGUCUCCAAAGAGAUUUGCUGACUUUGUGGAAGGUUCUUCUCACCUCACACCAAAUGAGGUUUCUGUCCAUGAGCAGGAAUAUGGAUUAGGGAGCAUCAUUACCGAGGAUGAAAUCUAUGAGGAAACAUCCACUGAAGAGGAGGACUCAGAUUCUCGGUAUCCCGCUAUCACACAACAAAUCACCUUCUGACUUAGGUGGUAGUCAGUCAUUUUUAUGUGGACUGGCUUGGUACCUCAAUGGUCCAUGUUGCAUGUGUGCACCAUUGCUUCUCAACUCCUUGAAACAGGGUGAGAUAGUGCAGAAAUUC
Messenger RNA from Neomonachus schauinslandi (Hawaiian monk seal), 1504 nucleotides. RefSeq names its product nuclear envelope integral membrane protein 1 (gene NEMP1). The record is from RefSeq and is a predicted model, not a curated record. The coding region runs from base 1 to 1386 and encodes 461 amino acids. Gene Ontology annotation, cellular component: nuclear envelope. NCBI's taxonomy places the organism in Eukaryota, Metazoa, Chordata, Mammalia, Carnivora, Phocidae. The transcript has 10 exons.